This is a messenger RNA of Dermacentor silvarum, 1509 nucleotides long. RefSeq names its product transcription factor ETV6 (gene edl). The record is from RefSeq and is a predicted model, not a curated record. The annotation marks the transcript as partial. The transcript has 3 exons. Gene Ontology annotation, molecular function: sequence-specific DNA binding. Lineage: Eukaryota; Metazoa; Arthropoda; Arachnida; Ixodida; Ixodidae.
AACGACCUGCCGGGACUCGGAAGCACGGGAACUAAACUGACAUUUGGUCGCACAUCAGCUUCAUUCGCCAUCUCCAGACCACCCAGAACACCGAUACCGGCUGGACUUCAACGAAGCAGCAUCAGUCGACUACCUCGGGAUGUACGACGUCCAAGUUCACAAGCCGUGCGCGGUGCCGGAAUCGUACCAGACGAUGAGUCCGAGCUCGUGGUUCGGCCGGCGGCGGGCUCCACUGAGCAGCAGCCUUCCCCGGCCUCCACAUACCGGGGUCUGUACGCUCUAACAGUCCGCUGGCAACCCCCCGUACCCAGAGGGGAAGCGCCCCGUCAUCGAAAAGACAGCGCAGCACUUCCAAAAGAUCCGCGCCAGUGGAGCAGGGAGGACGUGGCCGUCUGGCUCGUGCACGUCAUGGACCAGCACCGCCUGCCCGCCGUCUCCACCGACCGAUUCCUGAUGAACGGCAAAGCGCUCUGUCUCAUGACCAUGGAGAUGUUCGUGCAGCGCGUACCCCUCGGUGGGAAACUGCUCUACAAGGACUUCCAGCUCAGGCUCAGCAACGUGCUCUACAACUGACGCAGUGGCACUUGACACUCCAAAAUCUGACCGCGCGCAACUUCUGCAGUCACGGACCACGGGCCACUCGUACAUAUGCACCAUACAAUGCCAUCUGCUCGCAGCGCUAAUGAUGACUCCAGUUUAACUCAGCUGAAGCAAGUGUCCAGGAGAGACGAAGGCAAGAAACAGCUAUCCAUGAUGUCACCUAUACCCGAAUAUAAGGGUGCAAAUGGCGAUGCCGGCAGAGGGCUCCCCAUGACGCCAUGGAGAAGUGUCACCUAUCCAAGACUCAUCAUCAAACGCACUCGACCUGUGACCUGCGUUUAAACUUCAAUUUUGAAGUGGCCCAAAUCCUGAAGUCAUAGCCUACCAAUUUCCAGAGUUGCGUGUGUUCACAUCAAGGUCCUUCCCGGUCCUCCUCCUAGUCAAGUUAUUGUGGACAAUCUAGUGGACCUCAUCCGACCAUGAGUUGUUAUAGUGACACGACAACAGCGACAGUGGCCGGUCUUUGAGACACGUGUAAAUAGAAGACUUUCAUAUGUAUACAAAUAGUUAUCCGGCUAUCAUUGUGACAUUGUUGCUCGUAGUUAUAUAUCACCUUAGGCGUACUCAACGUCGUCUUGAAUGUUUUUAUAUGCCGUCCUGGUGAAGACGUCCCAAAAAAGGUCUGCUCAACAGAGAAACCACGACAUGUGUGAUACUGGGCGAUCAGCGCAUGUUGAUAUAUAGUACUGCUGAGACCCCUGUACUUUCUGUGUAAAUACAGAUGACGUGGUUGUCGCGAAAGCCGUGACAAAGAAGAGUUCCUUUACCCAUCGCAGAUGUAUGCUUUAGUACUUUUGUAAAAGUGACAACUCGCAGUACACAGAUAUGUGUAUAAAGAAGCACCUGCGGCGGCCCAUCUUCUCACCUUCUUCACAAUACCUCAUAACCGCAUUAAAACGUCUUCGACAG